AUGGGAGAUAUCGUGGUAGCGAAGGCAAAAGAAGGAGGAGGUCCAUCGUCGAUCAAGUGUCCAAUGCUAAACGCAACAAACUAUACGGUGUGGGCUAUGAGAAUGAAAAUUCUACUCAAAGUCCAUAAAGUAUGGGAGAUUGUGGAGACUGAAUCGGAUGCAUCAGACAAGAACGACAUGGCAACGACGCUUCUAUUUCAAUCGAUCCCGGAAGCCCUAAUUCUACAAGUAGGUGAGUUGGAGCCUGCAAAGAAGGUUUGGGAUGCAAUUAAAGCUCGACACUUAGGUGCAGACAGAGCGCGAGAAGCGAGACUACAAACUCUUAUGGCUAAGUUUGAUCGUCUUAAGAUGAAGGACAACGAGAGCAUUGAUGACUUUACUGUCGCAUCGCUUGAACAAAUCCUCGAUCUCAAGACGACUAGCUUUGAAGAUAUCAUAGGUCGCCUAAAAACCUAUGAAGAACGGAUAUACGAUGAAGAAGAAGAACAUCAAGACAAUCAACAAAGCAAAUUAAUGUACACUAACAUGGAGUAUCAAUCAAACCAAGAGUAUUAUAAUGGCUAUAGAGGAAGAGGUCGAGGAGGUCGUGGCUACUAUAGAGGGAGAGGACAAGGUCCCUCGUAUUGGGACAGCAGAGUAACCUGUUUCAGGUGUGAUAAGAUAGGACACUUCGCUGCAACAUGUCCAGACAGAUUGCUUAAGCUCUCUGAGGCACAAGAAAGUAAAGAAGAUGACACACAAGAGGCUGAUAAAUUGAUGAUGCAAGAAGUGGUCUAUCUUAAUGAAAGAAGCGUGAGACGUAAGGAGUUUGAAUCAAGCAUGGAUGGAGAUAAGAUUUGGUACCUGGACAACGGUGCUAGCAAGCAUAUGACAGGAAACAAAAGCUACUUCAAGAGCAUCGACGAAACCGUUACAGGAAAGAAGCAACAUCAUUAG
Messenger RNA from Brassica napus (rape), 936 nucleotides. RefSeq lists its product as uncharacterized. The record is from RefSeq and is a predicted model, not a curated record. The coding region runs from base 1 to 936 and encodes 311 amino acids. NCBI's taxonomy places the organism in Eukaryota, Viridiplantae, Streptophyta, Magnoliopsida, Brassicales, Brassicaceae. Gene Ontology annotation, molecular function: zinc ion binding; nucleic acid binding. The transcript is spliced from 3 exons.